Molecule: messenger RNA, 1152 nt
Organism: Marchantia polymorpha subsp. ruderalis
Lineage: Eukaryota; Viridiplantae; Streptophyta; Marchantiopsida; Marchantiales; Marchantiaceae
Source: the annotation of a GenBank genome assembly
AAACGUUAAACCCGCAAACGCUCCUGGUUCGUGACAGGAAGUAGUGGAGUGAGCAUUGCGCCCGCGCUCGGCUUUCGAUCGGGCGAUUUGCGCCACACUCUGAACUCCGCAGAACUGCGACAUUCGAAAUUGCUGUUUGGGCAAGAUGCAGGCCAGUGAUAGAUUCAACAUCAACAGUCAGCUUGAGCACCUUCAAGCGAAAUAUGUUGGGACGGGUCAUGCUGACUUGAACAGAUUUGAGUGGGCUGUCAAUAUUCAAAGAGACAGUUACGCCUCUUACAUCGGUCACUACCCUCUGCUAUCCUUAUUUGCGAUCGCGGAGAAUGAAUCGAUCGGUCGGGAGCGUUACAACUUCAUGCAGAAAAUGCUCCUACCGUGCGGACUUCCACCUGAACGAGAGGAAGACUGAUGGAUUUCCUCCAUCUUGGUGGCCGCUGACUAGGUGCUGACUAGGUGCAAAGUGAAAUAUGAAUUUUUGCCAAUGAAGAGGUUCUUCUUGGGACAACAGGUUGUGAUCAAUUGAUGUCUUUCAGCUUCUUUAUUGGAGCUCGAAGAUUGAAAGAAGGAAACAAUUGUGGCAUUAAGGCUUUUUUUCACAAUUUUUUGUGUAAAGAGAAGAACCAUCAAUGGCGCAGCUGUGUCUUGCUUGUAUAUAUACUGGGCUACUACGGGAGUCGAGGAAUAGGAAAUGGAGGGAUCAGUGCAGCACAGGUUAUUUUGGCCAGGAUUAGAUAUGGCGCUCAUCAUAUAUGCUUAUCUUCAUCCUGUAAUGAGAAAGUUCCUGUUGAGGAGAUUUUCCGUUUGCGUCAGAUCAACAUGCCUGUGGACAUGCCCACCAAAUCUGAAGGAAGAAGACGAAUGAACUUUCGUUUCCGUGAUGAGAGUGUUGGUGCUCCAGUUUUUUCAUGGGACUCGCCACGUUAAUCCUUUGUAAGAGCUUUUAUAGUUUCUGUAUUUCACGCGUCAUAUGCAAAAGCGUAUCAUGAAAUCAGGUUCCAAUGCAAUCAAGAAUAUGAAGUAUGAAAGGAGCACAAUACUUACUAGUUUGCACUUGAGAACUUCAAAUUCUAUACAGUUUAUCAAACUAUGGGGAAACCUCCAAACUGUUUUGUGAAUCAAGAUCGAAGUUUCUUUUCAAGCUAUCAAGAAUGC